AUGCCUCGAAGCGGCUACGACAUGGGUAAACACUCCAGCGAGAGUGGCGCACGCAGCGCCGGGACCGGGACGUCGUCCGGCUCUCAGAAGCACAAGCAGUCGAGCGGUGUGAAAAGCGGGGGGAAGAGCGAGGGUUCAAGGGGAAAGGGCCACGGUAGCUCAGAGUCGAGACAGUCCAGCCAUGGCUACUACUCAUGA
Messenger RNA from Pyricularia grisea, 198 nucleotides. RefSeq lists its product as uncharacterized. The record is from RefSeq and is a predicted model, not a curated record. Bases 1 to 198 code for a protein of 65 amino acids. Lineage: Eukaryota; Fungi; Ascomycota; Sordariomycetes; Magnaporthales; Pyriculariaceae. The transcript has 2 exons.